Messenger RNA from Phytophthora sojae, 345 nucleotides. RefSeq lists its product as hypothetical. NCBI's taxonomy places the organism in Eukaryota, Oomycota, Peronosporomycetes, Peronosporales, Peronosporaceae. The coding region runs from base 1 to 345 and encodes 114 amino acids. The record is from RefSeq and is a predicted model, not a curated record. The transcript has a single exon.
AUGGACGAAACGGAAACCCGUGAGAAGAAGCUGUCGUCGCAGGAAAAAGAGGAAGACCGGCAAGUGCGCUCAAUGAAGCCUGUGCAAAGCGAAUUAAUGGAACGCCAGAGCGGAAUGCACGUGAUAAGUGAAAGUCUGGAUGUGCAAGCCGAGCAGAAGAAGAAAUAUGAAAUGAGUCGAGAGCUGAUUAAGCAGAAGCUGGAACUGCAGCGCCAACUGCUACGCCAAACACGAGCGCUAGAAGCACAACUUAAAGCGAAUUGGUACUCUUCCACCAUGGCUAAGGUGCGGGCUCAAUUCAAGCAAUCUGAACAGGAAAAGCAAACAGCAAUACAUGAACGUUAA